Molecule: messenger RNA, 1340 nt
Organism: Cajanus cajan (pigeon pea)
Lineage: Eukaryota; Viridiplantae; Streptophyta; Magnoliopsida; Fabales; Fabaceae
Cellular component (GO): Mis6-Sim4 complex; kinetochore
Source: RefSeq, a predicted model, not a curated record
AAAUGGACAGCGUCUCGGAAGAGACCUAGAAAAUAUCCAUUCUCUCUAUGAACCGAUGAUUGUUGAAUGAUGCAGCAGUUUGAACAAUAUCCUGGGCGGCCAUUUACAAUUAUGGGGGAAGUGAAUUUUUUGCAAGAUGAUGAUAAUCGAUUGGAGAUUACACGAGCUAGAUUUGGCAGUGUGAUUAAAAGACAUGGAGAUUUGACAGAGCGUCUUGCUAGGGAUUCUGACAAGAUAAUAUUUGAGCGUCUACAGAAAGAGUUUGAAUCUGCACGAGCUUCUCAAACUGAAGAGAUACGUUUAGAUGGGGAAGAGUGGAAUGAUGGUCUACUAGCUACAAUAAGAGAGCGGGUGCAUAUGGAGGCAGACAGAAAAGCAAUGCAUGGGGGUGCUGACAUAUUAGCAUGUCCUCAAGAAAAAAUUACAUAUAAAAUUGGAAACAAGGUAAUUUGCUGUUUGGAAGGGGCAAGAAUUGGUGUACAAUAUGAGACAUCUUUUGCUGGUGAACCCUGUGAGUUUUACCAUUGUGUGCUGGAGAGCAAGUCAUUUCUUAAAAAGAUGACUGUCCUUGAACACACAGUUCCAUUUUUCCUGCCUAUACGUGAAAUAGAAAAUGACCUUCUUUCAUCCAAUGCAAUGAAAUUCAUAGAUCACGUUGGAGAUCUGUUGCAGGCUUUUGUGGAUAGACGGGAACAGGUCCGUCUUAUAAAGGAACUCUAUGGAAAUCAAAUUCGACAGCUGUAUCAUAGCCUACCCUACCAUAUGAUUGAAUUUGUAUUGGAUGAUUUUGAUUGCAAGGUGACAGUCAGCCUUCGAUAUGCAGAUCUCAUUUCGGUGCUUCCGACUCGAAUUUCAGUUCUAGCCUGGCCGAUGUUCAAUAAAAAUACUACAGCAACUUUGAACAGAAAGGACGAUGGACUCUCAGGAAGUCAUUCUUCUCCAUUUCGCUUAACCUAUGCAGAAGAUGCCUUGCGAACCAUGAGUUUACCCGAAGCAUAUGCAGAGAUUGUAUUAAACUUGCCACAAGCGCUUCAGCAGACGUAUCAUCAAAAAGCCCCCUCCUAGAGCUUCGCCCUAUCAGUAGUCUAGAUUCAUCUGUAAAAAUUCUUUUUAGAAAUGUUAAAUAUUAGGAAAAAAUAACUUGAGAAUUAUUACCAAUUUACCUAACCAAAUUUCUCAUAGGCUGUACCAUUAUUGUCAUAUAGCAUUUGUAUUUUGCCCCUCGUUGCUUCGUUGCCUACUGUGUCAUGUAUCAUUAGUGCGACAGGGCUAGGUUUACAUCUAUUCAAACUGUUAUCAUUCAUCUCUUAAUAAUUCAAUAUAUAUGUAAUCUGGUUUCA